UCGUGAAUGACCCUGCCGAAUAUUAGAGAUUGUUUGUGUCAUCGUUUAUCAAUGGACUAUUAAAAAAAAACAUCAAGAGAAUCUCAUUAUAUAAAUGAAUGGUUCAUCGGUUUUCCCCGAAGGAAGAAAGUAUAGUCACGGAUGGUCGGACGCUGCUUUUCACUGUAGGACGAUGAAAAGAAAAAGCGAAUUUCUGUCAUCGAUAAUUUUGAUAAGGUUAUUGCUACGUAAAUUAAACGACGAUAUCGACAGAUCUUAUCGACGUUAUCAGCGUAAAUUUCGCAGAUUUAUGGCGCGCGAUAAUCGUAAAGAGAAAUAAUUGUCAUGUUUUAGCGUACGGAUCCUGAUAAUUGCGAUUUACCGUCCUAGCAUUCUCGCUUUCGCUUAAUUGUAGUUUUGUUGUGUUUUAAAUGCGUAAGAGAGGGCCAUUUCGCGAUGGCCCCGUCGCGGGGUUAUCUCCGCAAAGGGUGUGUGCGUAAAUGCUUGACCGCUGUGCCGCGCGGCCGAGUAUAACCAGUUCCCUUCUACUGCUUGAAAUCUCGCUGUUGCACUCAUCGAAGUCACUUGGCGAGUUGACUGAGACUUUGCGAAAGAGUGAAGAGGGAGAGAGAAAGAGAAAGGAGCGCGAAAGCGAUACGGGCAUGAGCGAGAGAGAGAAAGAGAGAGAAUGAGCGAAUGUGUGAACGAAUAGGUAGUGCGUGGUAGAGUGGCGAAUGAAAGAUAGAAAGAGAAGCGAGCGGGCGGGUGUAAGAAGAAAUGUGAGCAGGAAUUGUCGAAGAAAAUAACAGGAUGGAUAGAUACAUUAAUGACAAAGACUUUAUUUCUUUUUGUUUUGAAUUGAAGAAGUGAUUAUAAAAAAAAUGACAUGUUCGGCAAAACGCGAAAAAAACGAUUAAGGAAACUAGUCUUUAAGAGAUAGAUUUAAUAGUGGAGGCAGAGAAAGCAUGUUGCUUAUAGGUGACAGAAAAUUAGUAAAUACAUGAAGAUCAAAGUUAUAAAUGAGAAAGCAAAAAAUGAAAAAAAAUGUACGAUAUGUACUUAUUGAUAAAAUAGUAAAAGAUGCGUAAUAAAGAUAAAGAAAUAUAUAACAGCAUUGAAAAAUGAAAAAAAACAUACGAUAUGUAUUUACUGAUAAAAUAGUGGAAGAUGCGUAGUAAAGAUAAGAAAUAUGACAGCAUUGAAAAAUGAAAUCAUAAUAAAAAGCAAAGAGAUGGAAAUUAGAGAGAGUAAAUCCGCAACAGAGGUGAAGAGAUGCAUAAAGAUUGCAAUCAAAAAAAUUAAGGAAAUUGAAAAGAAACAGGAGAAUCGAUAAGAUUGAUAGAGGGAGAAAAUCUCUUAAAAGAAGACAUAUUCAUGAUAUCAUCAAUAAAGACAGAGAAGCAUGUGAAGACAGAAUUUGAAAAGUAAAUAGAAUCGCGAGGAAACAAGAGAAAGAGAGAGAGAGAAACAUAGUAAAAUAUUCGUCGAGAAAAGAGGAGAGAGGCAAAAAAGAGAAAAAGAGCGUGCGAAUGUUAUCUAUGUGUUCGCGAGUACAAACACCACAUGGAACGAAAGAGUGAGCCACACCGCCGAUCUCUCGUGUAAAAGGUGGGGAUCUUUCUCGGUGUAUACUCCAGCCAGGCCAUGCUAGACGCCGCCGCUGGUCGUAUACAACAGCCUUCGCAUUCUUCGGAGAAGUGAAAGCAGUUUCAGGGAAAUUCUGGUGGCGGCCGGGCGUUCGUUCGCCACAGGCAAGAAUCAGUCGUGUGACGUUUCUUUCGCCUGCGCCGCAUAGUAGUUAUCGCGACACAGUGUGACCUGGAGACCCGAUCUCGGGAGGGGUCCUUUUUUUUUCUUUUCAUGAUACACACGAUCAGAUGAAAUCUCAUUAUGAAAUCUCGUCCUAAGGAGACGUAUGUAUACGUGUGUGCAUAAGCGCGAAGCAGAUGGCGAACUCGGACGCAACUCUGUGCUCCGCGGUGAGAUAAUGGACAAGCGUCAUGAGGCACCUACUACGUGGAGAACGUUGCGAAAUCAUCGUCGAAGGAGAAUAGAAAAGCGCUACUUAUUGAAUACCAGGUCACAAAAUGGUAUCGAGGCGGAAGAUACUUUCGCGCUCGCGAGAUAAUCUCGUAGAAUCGCAAUACGAGGAACAAGACGAAGAAGAUAUAUGGUAUAAUCUUGAUAAAUUGUACAAGGAUCAUAUACAAGAAGUCUUAGAUAAAUGGAAUCAAAUAGAUGACGAAAUUUGGGCGAAAGUUAUCGUCUUCGAGAGAAACAGACGGGUUGCGAAAGCGUAUGCCAGAGCACCUGUUCUCACGAUAAAUGGCUCGAAUGACGGAUUUGAUGGAUUCAGGAUAGGACUUUGUGGAUUUGAUAAUCCCAUGCGGGAUCCGAAAACGGAGGAGGCCAAACGUCACAUAAAUCAAGGAGUUAAAAUAAAAAUGGAUGAGCAGGGCAAUAUACUUAUCAAAAGAUUAUGUAAGAAUAACGUGUACGUUAAGUCGACGAAUCAAGAGGACAACGCAAUUGGUCCGGAAAUUAUACGUAAUUCGCAAGGCGCGCUGGAACAUGAAAAACCCGGAAAGUUAUUCGACAUGAAUAAAUUCCAAACAAAUCUGUCGCGGGAAACGCGAAGGGCUUAUCCGGACAGACGGCGAUUGGAGAUGCAGUGUCUGAGUGCUAUCAUAUUCGUAAGAACGGAGGCCGACUUACUUCAAUGUCCCGUAUGGGUACUCAUUGUCAAUGUAGUUGGAUUGGACAUGCUCAAGUCGAAGUUGCCACCAGUUUUAGCACUACAAAGACCGGUAGAUAUAAAGAAUAGACCUAGAAUACCAAUCCCCGACGAAGAUCCUUAUAGCGUGGCUGGCGUGUCGUCGUCUGUAGGUCCUAGCGAAUUAAUGUCGGCGGACAGAGACUCGCGAGAACAAAUCUAUAUGCAAUCGACGAGUUAUCAUCAUAGACGAGCAGAGAGACCGCCGAAAUUGCCUCCUCGAGAAAAUCUCUACGGCCAUGGUAUCCCAAAGCCUGAUUAUGACGAUAUAGAAGAUGAUUAUAGCAGAGCGAUAAAGCAUCCUAUAAUGAACGAGGAGAAGCGAAGUAAACACGACGACAGAAAAAAAUACGAUGAUCCAUAUUAUUGCGGUUUACGAGCGCGUGUGCCCAAUUUCGUUAAAAUGGCGAAGAACGGUCAUAGUAAGAUGGGUCCUCUGCCUCCUCGAGGACAUUCCAGGACACAGCCGGCGCCGUCUUACGCGGGCGCCGCAUACGCUAGUAGUCAAUCCUCUCAGAUAUACGGGCAUUUACCUGCUCAUCGACCACCUAUCAUGUAUCACGCUAGAAGUUUUGAAAGUGGACUUGAUUCGGAUAAUAGGAACGAAUCACCGUAUAACCACAUAUAUGGAAGGUUACCGAUCCCGACGAGAGGCGUAAUACCUCCGACACCGCGUGCUAUGUAUAUUGGAGAGUGGGAUUAGAUAUAAGAAAUAUCUCGGCGUUUGUACUUAUAAACUCUUUGUAUAUUGUUAAUACACCAUAUAAAUACUCAUAUUUUUAUGCUAGCA
Messenger RNA from Cataglyphis hispanica, 3542 nucleotides. RefSeq lists its product as uncharacterized. The record is from RefSeq and is a predicted model, not a curated record. Gene Ontology annotation, biological process: regulation of DNA-templated transcription. Gene Ontology annotation, molecular function: protein binding. Lineage: Eukaryota; Metazoa; Arthropoda; Insecta; Hymenoptera; Formicidae. The transcript is spliced from 9 exons. The coding region runs from base 2067 to 3455 and encodes 462 amino acids.